Molecule: messenger RNA, 1461 nt
Organism: Thyridium curvatum
Lineage: Eukaryota; Fungi; Ascomycota; Sordariomycetes; Thyridiales; Thyridiaceae
Exons: 6
Coding region: 1-1461 (486 amino acids)
Source: RefSeq, a predicted model, not a curated record
AUGUCCACAUGCCUCGCGGUCCUCAUUGCUGGACCACUUGGAGAAGUCCUUGGCCUUGAGGCCCAGUUCGAACAUCUUGUCAACCUCAAUGGGCUGGCGACCGUUGAGCUCUGUCUUGCCGCCCAGAUCGCCUGCAUCGGUGUUGUAAAUGACGGGGCCAAACGUCUUUGCGCGGAGGGUGAUGUACGAGACCUCACCGGCGACAACGUUGGAGGUGGGCUAAGCACCUACACCUGCAGCUGCAGCGACGAGCAUCACGCAUAUGCCGAAGUACCUUUCCUCGUUAAGCAUGCAAUCAGAGUCCGGCGCCGGUCAGGCGCGCUCGUCCACGGCAAGCAGCCCCUCCCCGGCGCCGGUGUCGCCCUGCGCACCCUCGUCGACAAGGACAUCCCCUUCAUCCUGCUCACCAACGGCGGCGGCAAGACGGAGGCCGAGCACGCCGCCCUGCUGAGCGAGCGGCUCGGCGGCGUCCCCAUCUCGGAGGGCCAGUUCGGCCAGUCGCACACACCCUUCCGCGCCCUCGUCCCGCGCUACCGGGACGCCACCGUCCUCGCGCUCGGCGGCUGCGGCGACGCCGUCCGCCGCGUGGCGCAGCACUACGGCUUCCGGCACGUCGUCACCACGUCCAACGUCUUCCGGCGCGGGGAUCGCGUCCACCCUUUCCCCGAGAUGACGCGCGCGACUGGUGCCUCGACCUGCAGGUCCUGGUCGACCUCCUGCUCUCGGCCGGCGGCGUUAUGGGCACGCGCUCCCCGCGCAACGGCGACUCCCGCCUGCCCAACUGCGGCUACCAGCAGGACGGCCAGCCGGCGCUGUACUUCUGCAACCCGGACUUCGAGUGGCCGACGCAGCACUCGCACCCGCGCCUCGGGCAGGGCGCCUUCCGCAAGACCUGCGCGGCGUCUGGGCCGGCGCCACGCGCGGGCGCGCGGAGCUGCUGUACGAGGUGUGCGGCAAGCCGACCGAGACGACCCGGUGGCGAUGACGACGGCGACGGGUAUGCCUGUCGGCGGGGAGGAGGAGGCGCCCGAGAUCGAGACGGUGUCCAUGGUCGGCGACAACCCCGAGAGCGACAUCUGCGGCGCCAAUAGCUACAUCUCCGCCCGCGGCGCCGCGUGGAAGAGCAUCCUGGUCGAGAGCGGCGUGCACGGCGUUGGCAGCGAGCCUGCGCAUGAGCCGGACUUUACUGUCGCCGACGUCGGCAAGGCUGUGGCCAUGGUUCUGGAGAUGGGGAGGAAGGAUGUCCGGCAAGAGAAGGACGAGGUUGCGCAUGUUGGCCGGCUUAUUGAUGUGGUGGUGCUGGAGGACAAGGACGAGGCCACAGAGUCGACGGUGACUGUUCGGGAGCUCAGCGAGGGCAAUUCCGAUAGCGACGGCGUCGCCACGCCGCCCGUCCUCACCAUCGAGAUACCAGCCCAUGUAGCUCAGGAUCUCCCGACAGUGGUGACUAUCAUUGACUGA